Molecule: messenger RNA, 612 nt
Organism: Coniosporium apollinis CBS 100218
Lineage: Eukaryota; Fungi; Ascomycota; Dothideomycetes
Exons: 1
Coding region: 1-612 (203 amino acids)
Source: RefSeq, a predicted model, not a curated record
AUGGAGUUGCUACCAACCUCCGACGACAAAGCCCAAGAUCAGGAGAGGCGGAACAAGCUAGCAGUACCAGACAUAACCGUAGCCGAUCUCCUGAGCAAAUUUAACGGCUCAUCUAAAAUCAUCAAGACAAGAUACCCGUCGCAGUUCCGCCGUGAAAACUACCAGAGGUCACGAUGCCAACCCCGCUGUACCGCCCCGUCCCGCCUCCGGACCGAGCUGCAUCCAGAAGACAUCGCCGAGCCAGCGGAACGGCGCGCGCCGUUCUCGACUUUCCGGUCGUUCUUCGUGCAGACAUACGGCUCGAGCGGGCCGGACGUGGGCAUCCGUAAAAGGACUGGAGCUGAGGAGCCUCUUAGCACGCCCGCCUCUGCAAAAACCCACGGGGCUUCUGCGCUCUCUAGUACCGCGCCUGUACACGACGGCCGGUACAAGAUUCAGACGGCGCAGCCGCACCAAUCCACCCGCCUUGUGACCGACAUUGAGGGCGGCGGAAUGCCGGCACCAAAACUUGAUACGGCUUUCAACUCGACCACGCUCUGCCGCCGCGCCGGAAGUACGCUAAACGCAGGCUGUCAUGAGACCGUCUCGCGUGCAGGGCGAAUCCGCACGUGA